Akanthomyces muscarius is the source of this 711-nucleotide messenger RNA. RefSeq lists its product as uncharacterized. The record is from RefSeq and is a predicted model, not a curated record. Bases 1 to 711 code for a protein of 236 amino acids. NCBI's taxonomy places the organism in Eukaryota, Fungi, Ascomycota, Sordariomycetes, Hypocreales, Cordycipitaceae. The transcript has a single exon.
AUGAUGCGCCGUGAAUUCUCCUCGCAGCAUCCUGCCGCCUCCAACAACUCUUCUUCCACAGCUCCAUCCUCUUCCUCCUCGACAAGAACAAGAACAACAACAACAACGUCCACAUCCGCUCAAACAGCCUCGCCCGCCGCCUCGUCGCCCAUUCACGUCCGCCGGCAGCAACGCCGCCGCACAUCAUGCCGCCACGCCUCGCACUCGUCUUCGUCGCGUCCCUGCGGCGCCCACGCCGUCAAGACGAGCACGCUGCUCGCCCGCAACCCGGCCCUCGCCCACAAGCUGCGCCAGAUGGCCCUGCCGCUCAGCCCGCUCGUCCAGCUCACCACCGGCGCCGUCCACCCGCACUUUCCCACCAACGUCCUGCAGUUCUGGCUCCUGACCGACGCCCAGCUCGAGUCCCUCGCCGGCUUCUACCACCAGGCCGUCCCCGCCGGCGGCCGCCCCUCGCCCUGGGCCGGCCAGUACCCGUGCCCCGUCCGCUGGCGCUCCGACGCGCCCCUCGAGAUCAAGCGCCGUCGCAUGGGCCGCUUCAUCGGCCUGCGCGGCUGCGAGUCCCCCGUCGAGGCCGUCUUUGCGCCCCCGCCCCCGCCGCCGUCGUGCCUCAAGAGCGAGGAGGAGAUUGCGCAGGAGGCGAGGCUGGCGAGGCUGGCUGCCGAUGACGAGGCCCUGAGAAGAAAGACGGCGCCUGGUCCUUGGGGCCGAUGA